Penicillium daleae is the source of this 1059-nucleotide messenger RNA. RefSeq names its product zinc-dependent alcohol dehydrogenase. The transcript is spliced from 10 exons. The record is from RefSeq and is a predicted model, not a curated record. NCBI's taxonomy places the organism in Eukaryota, Fungi, Ascomycota, Eurotiomycetes, Eurotiales, Aspergillaceae. Gene Ontology annotation, molecular function: oxidoreductase activity; zinc ion binding. Bases 1 to 1059 code for a protein of 352 amino acids.
AUGCAAAAGGCUGUGGUUGUGUCACAACAGGGUCCGGAUGCCACAGUCAAUAUCGUGGAUAUAACCAUUCCUGAGCCUGGAAUUGACGAUGUUCUUAUCCGACUAUCUCACUCUGGCGUCUGUCAUGGCGACGUGUCCCUAAUCUACGGAGACUGGCAGAAUAUUGGCCUUCACUUCCAAGAAACAAUGGUCCAUGGACACGAGGGAGUAGGUGUCAUUACAGAAGUCGGCACCAACGUGAAAAACUUCCAGCCAGGCGACCGAGUUGGCAUAAAAUGGAUUCAUAGCACGUGUGGUUUUUGCAAGUACUGCUUGUCAGGGAAUGAUCACUAUUGCCCGAAGCAGCAGCAUUUUGGACGGCACCAUCCGGGCUCAUUUCAACAGUAUGUUGUCUCUCCUGCGAGGUAUACCUCCCCUAUCCCGCCAGAAGUCUCCGAUGUGGAAGCAGGCCCAAUGUUGUGCGGUGGUGUCACCAUCUUACUCCGGAUCGGAAUUCCAAAUCAGACCUCGAAGUUAUCGCCUGGGCAAUGGGUAGUGAUUUUCGGCGCCGGAGGUGGAUUAGGUCACUUGGGAGUUCAAUUUGCCAAGGCCAUGGGGAUGCGUGUUGUCGGUAUCGAUGGAGGCCAAGACAAGAAAGCACUGUGUCUUUCACUAGGAGUUGAUGUUUUCGUCGAUUUCCUCGAUGUAAAGGAUGUGGUGCGUGCCGUCUCUGACCUCACCGAUUCCGGCGUAGCUGGAGUUAUUGUUACCGCAGCGAGCCGUUCCGCAUAUGAGCAGGGAGCACGAAUGCUUGGUAUCGGGGGAACGCUGGUUUGUGUUGGCCUGCCGCAUGAACCAUUCGACAUCCCCGUCCAACCCUUUCAAUUCAUCCAAACCGGAUGUGUGGUGACAGGGACCAAUGCGGGUUCCCUUCAAGAUGUCCAGGAGGCUUUGGCCUUUGCAGCGCGGAAGCAGGUACGGGUUGAAGUACAAUGCUUUCCGAUGGAGCAGGCGGAAGCUGUCUUUCAGAAUGUGAAAGCCAAUCGGUAUAAGGGGAGAGCUGUCCUCAAAUUGGAAUAA